Molecule: messenger RNA, 688 nt
Organism: Ochlerotatus camptorhynchus
Lineage: Eukaryota; Metazoa; Arthropoda; Insecta; Diptera; Culicidae
Exons: 3
Coding region: 104-622 (172 amino acids)
Source: RefSeq, a predicted model, not a curated record
CACUUUCUGAGCUGGUUUCUAUGGUGACAUAGAUUUUUUUUUCUGAUUAUCAUUUCGUGCCAUCUGAUUGAAAUCUGAUUUGAAAAAAAUAUCCCUAUCCGCAAUGGCCGAGGUAAACCAUCGCACGUUCAAUGUUCAGCACUCUUCCGGUUCAGACGAACUUUCUUGCACUUCGGAGGAUAACAAACGGCGCAUCCGGAAAAUGAUAGAGGUGACUCGUUCGACGCGGUACACGACGUUCGUGGAAGGUGAUGAUGGAACGAACGAUCCAAGUUUGGUCCCAAGUAGGGUUGGUGGCAAUCGGAAGGACUUUCUCACAACCAGUAUGGCCGUGAUGGAUUCAAGCCUGGGAAACCUACAGGAAGCAAUCGGUGACGAUAAGUAUCAAUUCGCUGCCAAGUGCCACUAUAAGGCUGAUCAGUUUAUGGAGCGUCUGCAAAAAAUUGAUGAGAAUGUGGGGGAAUGUGCCAAAACGGUGGAAAAGCACCAGCACCUAAAGGCCAAGGUGCUUGUCAGAAGGGGACAGAUCAAGGAAAAGCUCCAGGAUGUAAUGGAGGUCAGUCGGAAGAAACGUGCGAAUCGAGAGAAGAUUCUGAUGAGCCUCAUGAAGAAGAUGUGCUGAGUUCCUUCCUACAAACAUCACUCUGAGUCCACUCAUGCAGAAAAGACUAAUUUUGUGCCCUAUAAA